CUUUCCGCUCUUGCUUCUUGAUCCUCAUCCUCGGUAGCAUACAGCAUGGUAGCUCAGCCUGCAAUCUCAAGCCGGGCGAGAAAGCCUCAUGGAAAGCACCACGAAAGACAGCAGAGUCAGAAGGGCCCUCGUCCGGGCCCGUCAGCUCCGGCCAAAGGCUCGAAAGCUCCUUCUGCCAAGGCACCGGGCCACCAGGAGGUCGAUGGCGAGCAAGAGCCGACAGCUCCCACCGCUGAAGCAGAGGCCGAUGUGCCCAUCUUCCAGCGCACUUCCCUCUCCCUCGCCUCCAACCCCUUGCCACCGCUCUCCUCUCUCGGUUCCACCCUUCCCAAGUUCACCAACUUACACCGCCUCGACAUGAGCGAUAUGCAGCCGAGCCAGUCCGCCAAAGAUGACGACAGUGAUGAUGAGGGAGAAGGCUCCUCUGGUCGGCUCAGCUCGCUGAGCUUCUUGCAAGAGGCACAGAGGGAGGCAGAAAAAGAUAUCAGGCGCGCGAAGAAGGCUGCCAAGAAGGGCAAGGGCAAGAACAUCGAAGAGGAGGACGAGGAUCGCAAGACGCUCGCCCAGAGUCUGACCUGGCUCAAUCUCUCCAGCAAUCCGACUCUGGGCGAAGCACAGGAGAGCUUCCUCUCUCACAGCUCCUCAUUUUCCUCCGCAUCAUCUUCGUCCAAUCCCCUCCAACCACUAAGCGCUCUCACCUCGCUCCGAGUCCUCAACAUCUCCUCGUCCUCCCUCCUCUCACCUCCUCCGCGGGCAGCUCUCCUCCCUCUCGCGGAGUCUCUCUGCGCUCUCGUGCUCAGCCAUAAUCGGAUCAAGUCCCGUCACCUAGAGGAAGCCUUGCCGAGUCUGCCUAAUCUGAACACGCUGGUGCUCAGCCAUAACCGGUUGACGGUGCUGCCGAAGGCUUUACCGGGGCUGCUGCCCAAGUUGACCAAGUUGAGUGUGAGCCACAAUGAUUUGGGUGGGGAGGAGGAAGCGAAGCAGGUGGAGGCGGAUAGUGAUGACGAGGACGAAGAGAUGGCGGAGGGAAGUGCCACAGAACCGCUACCGGACUUCACAAUGUGCACCAGUCUGCGAGAAGUCAGGCUCUCCCACAACCUGAGGUUGCGCACACUGCCUCCGCAUGUGGCUACGUGGGGGCGAGGAGUAGUUGCAGAAGUGCCAACCGCAGCAGCCGAUGAGGACGAGGCUUCAAGUGCACCAAGAUCGAAGAGCGGGCGCGGUCUCGAGCUCCUCGACGUAGGGCACUGUGGCCUUUCCUGGUCUACCGUACAAUCUUCGCUGCUCGGCGUAGCCUCCUCAGCCAGCGGGCUCAAGAACCUGACUCUGGCAGGCAAUGCGGACGUCGAAGACGAGGAAGACUAUAAGGUCUCCGUGCGCCAAGCUUUGCGCGCACUAGUGGUUUUAGAUGGGGCGAGGGUGGUGGAGAGGGGGAAGAAGAAGAAGGAUGAGGAGGGGGACAAAAGGGCUGAGAGGCGCAUGAUGGCGUUGGACGCAGAGGACAGCGGCGAUGAGGCUGUCGAGGGGGCUGCGACAUCAAACGACGUUGGGGGGAAGAAGCGCAAGAGAGGCUCUCGUGGGGGGGCCGCAGCCAAAAAUAAUGGUGGCACGGCCGACGCCGAGCAGGGCACAAUGGCUGAGGUUGCUUCGGACGACGAGGACGCUAGCGCAGGCAAAGGCAAGACGAAGAAGAGCAAGAAGGACGGCAAAUCGCAGUCCGACGAUUCGACGGCAGCUUCUGUCCCACCAGUGCCAUCAGCACCUUCAAGUGGGAAACGUGCGAAACGUGGCGGCAAGGAGAAGAAGGCGAAGAGAGAGGAGGGAGACGUCAAGGAUGAUGAAGAUUGGCUGGCGCACACGCGAGCCAAGGCUGUCGCGGCGGCUGCGGUUGCUGAUGGUGAGGAGGAGAAUGCGGAGGGAAGGGCGAGCGGUGGGGAGAAGAACAAAUCGAAGAAGGACGGCAAGAAGGGGAAGGGGAAGGGGAAGGAUGAUGAGAAGAAGAAAAAGAAGCAGAAGGAUAAGGAUGCAGCCCCUCGCAAAGCGUGGGACGAGGUCACUCCCGCCACGACCGCGGCCGCAGCCUCUGAACAGCCAGCUCAGCCGACAGGCAAGGGCACCGCAGUUGCGGGCAUCGUCGAGGUCAAGCGUAAGCGCGAGCGUGAGCAGCAGCAGCAGCAGCAGCAACACCUGCAGAUGCAGAAGCAGCCCGGCUCGACUGUGGGCAGCGGAAUGGGCGGCGGAUGGGGCGCUGCGGACGGCGAGGGUGAUACUUGGGGUACAGGCCAGUCGGCCUGGGAUUGAGCGAUGCAAUGCUAUCCUUUGCAAACAAC
Molecule: messenger RNA, 2330 nt
Organism: Jaminaea rosea
Lineage: Eukaryota; Fungi; Basidiomycota; Exobasidiomycetes; Microstromatales
Product: RNI-like protein
Exons: 1
Coding region: 46-2301 (751 amino acids)
Molecular function (GO): protein binding
Source: RefSeq, a predicted model, not a curated record